Messenger RNA from Protopolystoma xenopodis, 237 nucleotides. The record is from the annotation of a GenBank genome assembly. Lineage: Eukaryota; Metazoa; Platyhelminthes; Monogenea; Polystomatidea; Polystomatidae.
ACUUCUCGAUUGCCUUCAAACAAGCAACUUUCAAAGCAUCGCUUUCCAAGUCCUGAUCAGGUUACCGCAGAUGGCAUUCGCGGUGGCAGUUUCGCUGCUGGCCGCCAGGGCGCGGUUAGCUUGUCUCCUGUUCAUGGUGAUAUGCCUCACUCAACUGCAUAUUCACAACCUUGGCCGCCUACCCAAGUGUGUGGUACACGCCAUAUGCUCUCCACUUUUAGGAAAGAGGUAAGUUGA